AGCCUACCCGCCAAACACAUCCUUAACCUCCAGUCCUCGCUUCUGUAAACAUCCCCAAAUCUCUAAAAUAUAGGGUUAGGGUUUUCGAUUUCAACCCCCAAAUCGCCAUCGCUCUCAAAGAUCACUCAAAUUAGGGCUAAUUGUUUCCCCCCAUUCAAAAAUGCGAGCUCUCCAAGAAGCUCCCUCGCAAGCCGGAUUCCCAAUUCCACUCACCCAGGCCCCAAAUUCAACCCUAGGCGUCGGCGUUUCAGGAUCCCGAUUCUACAGCUGGCUCGGCGAGUGCCAUGGGUUCUUCCACAAUGUGGCUCUGAUCGUGCCCUCCCUUCUCUUCGUCCUGUACUUGGCGUUUCAAUCGAAAAAAAGCUUCUCGAAGCUCUCCCAUGGCCGCUCUUAUAUCAUGAUUGCGUACUACGGGUGCCUCUGGCUUGUUAGCUUGCUCAACCUUGCUUGGUGCUGUUUUCAGGCAUGGGAGUGCAGUCCUGGAAAACAACUAACAUGGAAUGUCUUAUCUUUGUUCACAACCUCCGGGAUGCUAUUUUUGGAAGUAAGCUUGCUGUCAUUUUUGCUUCAAGGGAAUUAUGCAAGUGGGAGGGAAGCUUUGGCACGGACUUUUGUCAUCUCAGGGAUCCUUGUUGUUUUGGAUAUACUUCUCAAGGCAAUUUAUCUAUUUGGAUUUGGCAUUCCAUUGUUCAUUGACAAUAAUGACCAUGCACAUCGAACGAAGUGGGACUUGUGGGUUGUCCACAGGCUAGUGAUUGCUGCAAUUUACAGCUUUAUAUUGUUCAUGUACCAUUCCAAGUGGAGAGAGAGGUUACCGGCAAGACCUGCAUUCUACAAGUAUACCGCUAUCAUGUUUACGUUAAACGUACUAGCACUGUUUGCUUGCUUGCUUACUGGAAAUGGGGCUGGAUUUGGAUUCUGGCUAUAUGGUGCUACUAUUGUCUGUUAUCACGCCUUUUAUCUUCCGCUUUUGUAUGUAACAUUUCUGGCAGACUUCUUCCAGGAGGAAGAUUUACAUUUGGAGAAUGUGUACUAUUCAGAGAUGAAAGAUGCUGGUUUCUUUGACGCUGAUUGGGAGUGACACACUAACCUCCAUAUCGACGGUGGUCAUGGUUCUCCGGGAAUUCUAGAACGUAGUCACAAGAGGAUCCGAUCAUCACAUUUGCUGUAUAUAGAAGUCCAUAUGUUACUGGAUACCAAAAUACUUCAAUGUACUGUAUCCUUUAGGUGUUUGUAUGAUGCCAUUGUGUCGUGUUGCUUUUGCCAGUCACAAAAUAAUGAAAGUUGUCUUUCUGAGA
Pyrus x bretschneideri (Chinese white pear) is the source of this 1298-nucleotide messenger RNA. Its product is annotated as protein CANDIDATE G-PROTEIN COUPLED RECEPTOR 2. Gene Ontology annotation, molecular function: G protein-coupled receptor activity. The coding region runs from base 161 to 1081 and encodes 306 amino acids. The transcript is spliced from 6 exons. Gene Ontology annotation, biological process: G protein-coupled receptor signaling pathway. Gene Ontology annotation, cellular component: plasma membrane. Lineage: Eukaryota; Viridiplantae; Streptophyta; Magnoliopsida; Rosales; Rosaceae. The record is from RefSeq and is a predicted model, not a curated record.